AUGCAGACUUCCGCCGUUAUUGCUCUUGCCCUCGCCUCUUCUGUCGUUAUGGCUUCUAACAAGACUACCAACUCUACUGGCAACACCACUGCCACUGCCACUGCUUCCGCUCCUGCCACCACCAACGGUGCCGCCAUUCUUACCAACGGUGGUCUCCUCGGUGCUGCUCUUGUUGGCGAUUUUUAUAUGAAAUCUUUAAUGUUUAAUUGA
Magnusiomyces paraingens is the source of this 210-nucleotide messenger RNA. RefSeq lists its product as uncharacterized. The transcript has 2 exons. NCBI's taxonomy places the organism in Eukaryota, Fungi, Ascomycota, Dipodascomycetes, Dipodascales, Dipodascaceae. The record is from RefSeq and is a predicted model, not a curated record. Bases 1 to 210 code for a protein of 69 amino acids.